Messenger RNA from Prunus armeniaca (apricot), 321 nucleotides. The record is from the annotation of a GenBank genome assembly. Lineage: Eukaryota; Viridiplantae; Streptophyta; Magnoliopsida; Rosales; Rosaceae.
AUGGUUCUGGCUGGUGGCAAGGGAGAUUUGCGGGGGGGUUCGGUGUUGGCGAUAGAGGCUGAGGCCAUUCGGGAGGCAUUGCUGGUCUGUGUACAAGGAGGAUUCUCUAAACUUGAGGUUGAAUCUGACUCCUUACAAAUUAUCCGAAUGCUUUGUGGAAAGUGGAAAGUUGAUUUUGCUGUUGAAUCCAUUAUUUUUUACAUAAAGCGCCUGGUGGCGCAAUGUCAACAUUGUAUCUUUCUGUUUACUCCUCGCCUUUGUAACAAGGCAGCGCAUAAAAUUGCGGCCUUUGUGCUCAGAGUUGGCGGCAUCCAUACUUAG